Molecule: messenger RNA, 1065 nt
Organism: Miscanthus lutarioriparius
Lineage: Eukaryota; Viridiplantae; Streptophyta; Magnoliopsida; Poales; Poaceae
Source: the annotation of a GenBank genome assembly
AUGUGCGGCGGCGCCAUCCUGUCGGACAUCAUCCCGCCGCCGCGGCGGGUCACGGCGGGCCACCUCUGGCCGGGGAGCAAGAAGCCGAGGAGGGCCGCCGGAGCCGGCAGGAGGAGGGCCAGGGCCCCCGUGGAGGAGGAGGAGGAGGACUUCGAGGCCGACUUCGAGGUGUUCGAGGUGGAGUCCGGCGAGUCGGAGCUCGAGUCCGAGGAUGAGGCCAAGCCCUUCGCCGCCCCCAGGAGCGGGCUCCCCAGAGAUGGAUUAUUAAACACUAGUGCAGCUGGUGUUGAUGGCCCUGCUGCAAAUUCAGUUAAAAGGAAGAGGAAGAACCAGUUUAGGGGUAUCCGCCGGCGCCCAUGGGGUAAAUGGGCUGCUGAGAUUAGAGAUCCUCGCAAAGGCGUUCGUGUCUGGCUUGGUACUUUCAACUCUCCCGAAGAAGCUGCUAGAGCUUAUGAUGCUGAGGCACGCAGGAUCCGUGGCAAGAAGGCUAAAGUCAACUUCCCAGAUGAUGUUUCGAUGAUUUCUCAGAAGCACCGAGCUGGGCCUACCUCUCUGAAAGUGCCUGAGAUGGACGUUGAAGAGAAGCCGAUUAUCAAGACGGCAGUCAACAACAUGAGCAACUCAAAUGCAUAUCACUACCCUGUUGUCGGCCACAACAUGCCUGAGCCAUUUAUGCAUACUCAAAACAUGUCAUUUGCUCCUUUGGUGAAUUCUGCCACCCCCGUUCAGGAACCUUUCGUGAACCUGUCUUCAGACCAAGGUAGCAACUCCUUCAGUAGCUCAGACUUCAGCCUCGAGAAUGACACCAGGACCCCUGACAUAACGUCGGUAGUGGUUGGUGAGUCUGCAUUCGUCCAGAACACCGAUCCUGCUGUGGUGCCUCCUAUGAUGGGGAAUGCUAGUGUUGAUCUCACAGAGUUGGACCCAUAUAUGAAUUUCCUGAUGGACAGUGGUUCAGAGGACUCAAUCAACACCCUUUUGAGCUGUGAUGGAUCCCAGGAUGUGGUUAGCAACAUGGACCUUUGGAGCUUUGAUGACAUGCCCAUGUCUGCUGGUUUCUACUGA